Molecule: messenger RNA, 1528 nt
Organism: Eriocheir sinensis (Chinese mitten crab)
Lineage: Eukaryota; Metazoa; Arthropoda; Malacostraca; Decapoda; Varunidae
Product: pancreatic triacylglycerol lipase-like
Exons: 5
Coding region: 279-803 (174 amino acids)
Molecular function (GO): lipase activity
Source: RefSeq, a predicted model, not a curated record
AAAGGAGAAAACAAAACGAUACAAAACGAAAUUAAACCAAACGAAACAAAACCAGGAACUUCUUAUCUCCGAAAGCAAAUUAUCUUUUUUAUUUAAUUUCGGGUUUUCCUCGCCCAUGCAGGUGACGAGGUUCCCAGCGGUCAAGCAGCUUAAAGGCGGCGGUGGCGGGGCAGGGUUCCAGCACUGAGUGACUGAGGAACCGGCGCGGGAGUCACCAAACUGGCCGUGUCGAGAGGUCGCCAGCUAGUCUACAAGAACACCCGAACACCCUCUUCAUCAUGCUUCUCUCUGUCUUAGUCGCCGUCCAGGUGGUGGCCGGCGCCAGGGCAGACGACGUGAACUUCCUGCUGUGGACCAGGAGUAACCCCGGCGACUUGCAGUUCCACACGCUGCUGCUCGGGGACGCCGACAACCUGGCCGCCGCGCCCCUCACGCCCUCCGACCCCACGGCGCUGCUCAUCCACGGCUACACCUCCAGCGGCUUCACCGGAUGGUCCCGCACGGCCAAGACAGAGCUGCUGAGUUACAGCCCCUACAACGUCAUCUCCGUUGACUGGGAGAGCCUUGCCGAGGGUCCCUGGUACCCCGGGGCCGUGCAGAACACUCAGGUGGUCGGGGAGCGCACGGCCCGCCUGCUGGAGUGGCUGCAGGAGGAGGCGGGGCUGGACACGACGCUGGUACAGGUAACAGGUCACUCCCUUGGGGCUCAUGUGUCCGGGGCCAUUGGUCAGCACCUUCAAGGCUUCCGCCUCCAAUAUAUCACGGGCAAGUGUGGCCUCGUUAAUACCUUCGUCAGGAGAUAGAUACAUAGAUAGAUAAAGAUAUAAUGUUGUAGCUGUUAUUGUUGUUAUUGCUGUGGCUGUUUUUUUUUUUUUUUUUUUUUACGUCUACACCUAUAGCACCGGUAGGCUUUUUUGAGGGGCCUGGAUGGUGUUCGGCUCCAGCCCGUCAUGGCACAGGCAAGUGUUUAUAGUGGCGCCAUCUUCUCUUGGCUCAUGCUGCCCCCCGAAACUCGUUCUUGAUUCACUUGGACGGUUUCCUCUAGAGUCCGGGUUGAUGGGUGGUCUUCAGGACAGCAUGUGGGUAGUUUUAAGCCACUCGGCGGUGACUAAAAAAUCCGAGGUGGUAGCGUGGGGAUUCGAACUCGCUUCGUCCAUCACGUGGUGAAUGUGGGCCCAGUACGCUACCACUCAGCCACCGCCUAUCAAUUCAAUUGUUGUUGUUGUUGCUGCUAUUGUUGUUAGUAUCAUUAUCAUUACUCGCCCCUGACCCCCACCCUGGGUAUGGCCGCAGGUCUGGACCCCGCGGGACCGCUCUUCCACAACGUCACCUCGGACUUCCGCCUCGACGCGUCCGAUGCUGAGUUCGUGCAAGUGAUCCACACCGACGCCUGCUCCAUCAUCGAGGUGAGUGCGCGCCGCGGCCUGCCGGGGUGGCUCGACGGGAGGGCAGACUAUAAUGAUGUUUGUAGACGUGUACUUAAGUGCAGUCAUAUUCAACUAGUAUGUACCACGUUGUGACUUGCGAC